AUGACUGUACCGCCAUCAUCAGCGUCAUGCCCCUUCUGCCGCAUCGCAGCAGCAUAUCCUCCCAUCCCACCACCGAUAUUCCAUCCUAGGCAGAAACAGGAUGGCGCAUACGAAACAACUAUCAUUCCCACAGAUACGACGCAAGAAACACAUGCGCACCUCGUGCUUUCGACUCCACAUGUCCUGGCCUUUUUGGAUACCAUGCCGUUGACAAGGGGACAUGUUCUUGUCGUUACGAGAGAUCACUACGAGAAGUUGAAAGACAUGGGUGUUGAAGUCAGCAGACAGGAUGCGGCCGCGCAGAUUGGCCAGUGGCUCCCUAUCAUCUCUCGGGUCGUGAUGAGAACUGUCUUUGGCACGGAGCCAGAAUCAGAUUGGAGUUGGAAUGUGGUGCAGAAUAAUGGCAUCAGGGCUGCACAGCAGGUCCCCCAUGUGCAUUUCCAUGUCAUUCCCAGGCCGCCGUUGGAUCCUGCGCCUACCGCAGCCAAAAUGAGUUUCGUCAUGUUUGGUCGGGGGCAGAGGGAUGAACUGGAUGAUGAGGAGGGAGAGACAUUAGCCAAGGCGUUGAGAGAAGAGAUGGCGAAGGAAGUUCGCCGAGUGGAAGAGAGUGAAGGCGUUGAUUUGAAUGUGGCAGCUACGGAUGUGCGUUAUCGGAGGACAAAGGGGAAGCUGUGA
Aspergillus thermomutatus is the source of this 675-nucleotide messenger RNA. RefSeq lists its product as uncharacterized. The transcript is spliced from 3 exons. Bases 1 to 675 code for a protein of 224 amino acids. Gene Ontology annotation, biological process: nucleotide metabolic process. NCBI's taxonomy places the organism in Eukaryota, Fungi, Ascomycota, Eurotiomycetes, Eurotiales, Aspergillaceae. Gene Ontology annotation, molecular function: catalytic activity. The record is from RefSeq and is a predicted model, not a curated record.